GGUUCAGUGGGCUGGGUUUAGAGCAACGAUGGCCGCCGCCAGCAGCAGCAGUCUCUACAGUGGCUCCAAAUUACUGCUCGGUUUUACAUGCAAAGGGAAGAAAAUGCCUUUGAAAUUUCGCUGGACAAUCGCUUUUCUGGUUGUUACUCUAAGCCUGUGUUUUGCCGACGAUGACCACGAAAUGGAGGAGUUCCUGAAGCGGGAGCAUUCCCUUUCCAAGCCUUACCAAGGUGUGGGCUCCUCAAGCUCCUCCCACUGGGAGCUGAUGGGCGAUGCCAUGGUAACCACCGAGCAGGUGCGCCUGACACCUGACAUGCAGAGCAGACAGGGGGCGAUAUGGAGCCGCAUUCCCUGCCAUCUGAAGGACUGGGAGGUGCAGGUGCACUUUAAAAUUCACGGGCAAGGAAAGAAGAACCUGAACGGUGACGGGUUGGCCAUUUGGUACACGAAGGAACGCAUGCAGAAAGGGCCUGUUUUUGGAAAUAAGGACAACUUCACCGGCUUGGGCGUUUUUGUGGACACAUACCCCAAUGAGGAGAAACACAUAGAGGCGCAGAAGAAGAGAUACACUCCUCGCACACAGAGGAUCUUCCCCUUUGUCCUGGCAAUGGUGGGGAAUGGCACCAUCAGCUACGACCACGAGCGGGAUGGCCGGCCCACAGAGCUGGGUGGCUGCAACGCCAUGGUGCGCAACCUCAAGCACGAUAGCUUCCUCUUCAUCCGAUACGUCCGCCGCAGGCUCACGGUGAUGAUAGAUAUCGACGGGCAGCAUGAAUGGAGGGACUGCCUGGACCUACCUGGCGUGCGGUUGCCACAAGGCUAUUAUUUUGGCGCUUCAGCAAUCACUGGAGAUCUCUCAGAUAACCAUGAUAUAAUUUCUAUGAAACUCUACCAACUGACGGUGCUGCGGAGCAAAAAGGAAGAAGAGGAGGAAGAAGACGUGAUAACCAUACCCAGUGUAGACAACAUGGAGCUCAUCAGAUUGGGUCAGAGUGAUGAGGGGAUGAGCGGAAUAGCCAUUUUCUUCACCGUGCUCUUUUCCAUGCUGGGGUGCAUCUUCCUCAUCGUUAUCGGCCUGGUGGUGUACAGCCACUGGAACGAGAACAGACGCAAGCGCUUCUACUGAGGACAACAACAAAGCAGACAGCGAUUGUAAAAGCCAUCAUGGUCUGCGGACACAACUGCACUGAAAGUGAGACGCUGCUGUCAGCUGGCACUGGUUUGUUUUUGUUUUGUUUUUUUUUAAUCCCGAGGACAACUCAGUUUGACAGGAAGUGGAGUGGAUGUAUUCCCUGCUACACAAAAAGCCAUACUACAACUUUGCCAUCAGUAGCCAUGAACCAAUAGGAGGAUCUCAAUUCACACUUUGUCCCCCCCCCGGUUGACGCGCACCAACUCGGCCUUACCAUCUCCACCUCUGUACCUGAUACAAAGCAGAUGUGCAGCACCGUCACUGACUUCUCAUGAGCAGCUAUUUUUUUGUGUUUUGGUACUGUUUGCUGGAUUUGGAGGAUAUUUUUUUCACUGGUUUUCACAUCACUGAUGUUGAUUUUGCAGCUUUAAGAAAUCUACUUAAGUAAGCUGAUGUGUUCCUGCUUGCAAGUCCAUUAACUACCUGCAGUACAAGGCGCUAACCAAAUUAGCAACAGCCACUGAUCCGCUUCCUUGCAUUAGAAAAGCCUCUCAGUUUAUACUGUGCUGUAUUGUGUGCUCUAUAUUCUUAUUGUUGUUUUAGCAUGCAUGGCGUUUGUGUGGGUUAGUCUGUGAUCUGCUUUGUUAACAUCAUGUGUGAGCUUUUAGCCGUUCUAUCUACACAUAGCAUGUGUCAAUGGCAGCGAUCGGUGUGUUUCAGGGAAAUUAUCAAUUUAACUCAGUUGCUUUGUCAAAACGCUUAUUUAUAUUUCAUACCUUUACCCUAGUCUGUGUGUGCAUUUAAAAAAAUGUUUUUUUAUUUUCACUACUGCUAUUUUAUGUUUGUUUUAUUUUAUAAGAAGAUGGUUCUUUCAGCCACUUCUCUUUUUCUAUUUAGCACGUCACACCCUUCCUGACUCCACCCUCUCAUUUACACCACACGUCAUCAUAUCUCUUAGGUGGUGCUUUUUAUUUAUUGUGCAGUCUUUGGAAACUUCAUUUGUUUCUGUAACCCAGCGGUCCCCAACCUUUUUUGCGCCACGGACCGGUUUAUGCCCGAGAAUAUUUUCACGGACCGGCCUUUAAGGUGUCGCGGAUAGAUACAACAAAAUA
This is a messenger RNA of Haplochromis burtoni (Burton's mouthbrooder), 2244 nucleotides long. RefSeq names its product lectin, mannose-binding 2-like a (gene lman2la). Bases 29 to 1126 code for a protein of 365 amino acids. Lineage: Eukaryota; Metazoa; Chordata; Actinopteri; Cichliformes; Cichlidae. Gene Ontology annotation, cellular component: Golgi membrane; endoplasmic reticulum membrane; endoplasmic reticulum-Golgi intermediate compartment. The transcript is spliced from 9 exons. Gene Ontology annotation, biological process: Golgi organization; endoplasmic reticulum to Golgi vesicle-mediated transport; endoplasmic reticulum organization. The record is from RefSeq and is a predicted model, not a curated record. Gene Ontology annotation, molecular function: D-mannose binding.